CAUACCACAAAUGGACCAUGCUACAAAUGGACCAUACUACACGCUUUAGACCGGAUAUAGAACAGCUGGACCAUUGCACACGCGUUAGACCGGAUAUAGAAUUCCCAGAUUUUGCCCAACCCAGAAACGAGAGAACUCACCCAUCCUGCGUUAGAAGUUCAGAACAAGAAAGUGUAGGCUAUAUAGAAAUGACUCUCGUUAAAAAAAAAUGUUGUUGUUGUUAAACUUAACAAUAAGUAUUUAUAUCAGCCUAAUCGAGGUGUAGAUUACAUCACGGACGACAGUGUUUGAACUUGAAAAACGGAUUGCGUGGGAUUUAUAUAAAUGCAACUCUGCACAUCCAAUGACAAUGCCGGCGAUAGGUAUAACAUGUGGAGACGCUUGUUGAUUUGACAGCUACAAAGCAGCUACACCUCUGACACCGCCUAAACACCGAGGUUACCGCGGAUCCAAUUCAAUCCUGGCAGGAAUGGAGAAGAGGGGUCAGUGCUCUAAAAUGAGUCACUCGGGGGAACUUGACACGGAAGCUAACAGUGGAUGGUCUCCUCUGUCAGAGGAUCAGUCCAGGUGUGCAGUGUGUGAGCAGGUGCUGACAGAUCCGGUCUCUAUCACCUGUGGACACAGGUUCUGCAGACGGUGCAUCACCAGACACUGGGAGCAGCCUGCUCCGUCAGGACACUAUGGCUGUCCUCGGUGUAGAAAGAGGUUCAGGACACGUCCAGUUCUACUGCAACGGGCUGAACCCAACGAUGAAGCGAGAGGCUCUGAAAACAUGGAUGUCAGCCUGCAGAGAGCUAUAGUAAACCACAAAGACAGUCUGAAGAGGAGGUAUGAAUGUGUGAUAGAAGGCCUGGUAAAAGCAGGGAGUCAAACCUCCCUCAACAGGAUUUACACAGAGCUGUACAUCACAGAGGGAGAGAGUGAAGGGCUUAACGAUGAACAUGAGAUGUGGCAGCUAGAGACGGCAUGCAGGACACCGACCUCGCGUGACACGGCAAUCCACUGCAAUGACCUCUUUAAACCCUUAGCUGGCCAGGAGAGAAGCAUCAGAACUGUGCUGACGAAGGGCAUCGCUGGCAUCGGAAAAACAGUCUCUGUGCAGACGUUCAUCCUCGACUGGGCUGAAGGGAAGGCAAACCAAGAUGUGGAGAUCAUAUUUGUGCUUCCUUUCCGGGAGCUGAACUUGGUCAAAGAUCUCCAGUACAGUCUUCUGAGACUUCUCCAUGACUUCCACCCAGAACUAGAUAUAGUCAAUGCAGAGAAACUCGCUGCCUGUAAAGCUAUGUUCAUCUUGGAUGGGUUGGAUGAAAGCAGAAUUCCAUUGGAUUUUCAGUGCAACAAAAUGAUGUCUGAUGUCACACAGACAUCGUCUGUAGAUGUUCUGCUGACAAACCUCAUCAGGGGGAAUCUGCUUCCCUCGGCUCUCCUCUGGAUAACCUCCCGACCAGCAGCAACCAAUCAGAUCCCCUCUGAGUGUGUCGACCAGGUGACAGAGGUACGAGGGUUCAACGACCAACAGAAGGAGGAGUACUUCAGGAAAAGAUUCCGUGAUGAUGAGGACCUGGCCAACAGAAUCAUCUUCCACAUAAAGACAUCAAGGAGCCUCCACGUCAUGUGUCACAUGCCAGUUUUCUGUUGGAUUUCUGCAACCGUCCUUGAACACAUGUCGAGGACAGACGAGAGACGAGAGAUGCCCAAGACUCUGACUGAGACGUUCACACACUUCGUGCUCAUUCACACCAGCCCGAAGAACCAGAAGUGUCCUGGAAAAGACGAAAUGGAUCAACAGGAGCUCCUGGAGUCUGAUAAGGAAGCUCUUCUGAAGCUGGGGAAGCUGGCGUUUGAACAUCUGGAGAAGGGAAAUCUCGUGUUCUAUGAAGAAGACCUGAAAGAGUGUGGCAUUGAUGUCAAAGAAGCCUCGGUGUACUCGGGCGUGUGCACACAAGUCUUUAAAGAAGAGUCUGUGUUGUUUCAGAGAGUGGUGUACUGCUUUGUUCAUCUGAGCGUUCAGGAGUUUCUCUCCGCUGUCUACGUGUACCAUUGUUACACAACCAAGAACAUGGAUGAACUGAAGCCUUUCCUCCAGGCGACUAGAGUCACGUCUGAAGAGAUAACCUUACAUGAGCUGCUGAAGAGUACCGCGAAUAAAGCCUUGGAGAGUAAGACUGGACACCUGGACCUUGUCGUCCGCUUCCUUCAUGGCAUGUCACUGGCAGCCAAUCAGAAACUCCUACGAGGUCUGGUGACACAGACAGAAAGCAGUCCAGAGAGCGUCAAGAAAACAAUCCGUUCCCUGAAGAUGAUGCAGAAUGCCGACAUGUCCCCCGAGAGGUGCAUCAAUCUCUUCCACUGUCUGAUAGAGAUGAAAACCCAUUCGGUACAGCAGGAAAUCGAGAAAUACACGAGGUCAGAGAAAAGAUCCAAAAACCUGCCUCUUACGUACUGUUCAGCGUUGGCCUACAUGCUGCAGAUAUCAGACGAGGUUCUGGAGGCGUUUGACCUGAAGAAAUACAAGACCUCGCAGGAGGGUCGUAGGAGACUGCUCCCAGCUGUGAGAGUCUGCAGGAAGGCUCUACUUGCUGACUGUCAACUCAUAGAAGCAUCGUGUGAACUGUUGGUCUCUGCUCUCAGCUCAAACCCCUCAAACCUGAGAGAGCUGGACAUGAGUAACAAUGACCUGAACGAUUCAGGAGUGAAGCUACUCUCUGCUGGACUGGGGAAUCCCCACUGUAAACUGGAGACUCUGAAGCUAUCAGGCUGUGGAGUUACAGAAGAAGGCUGUGCUGCCCUGGUCUCAGCUCUGAGGUCAAACCCCAACCACCUGAGAGAGCUGGACCUGAGUGACAAUCAUCUAGGAGACUCAAUGGUGCAACAUGUCUCUCCUGGAUUAGAAGAUUCAUUCUGGAGACUGGAGAUCCUAAGUCUCUCUGGCUGUAAACUCACGGAAGCAUCUUGUGAAGUGUUGGCCUCGGCUCUCAGUUCCUCCUCACACCUGAGAGAGCUGGAUCUGAGUAACAAUGACCUGCUGGAUUCAGGAGUGAAGCUGCUCUUUGCUGGACGGGGGGAUUCACCAUGUAAACUGGAGAUUCUGAGUCUCUCUGGCUGUAAACUCACGGAAGCAUCUUGUGAAGUGUUGGCCUCGGCUCUCAGUUCCUCCUCACACCUGAGAGAGCUGGAUCUGAGUAACAAUGACCUGCUGGAUUCAGGAGUGAAGCUGCUCUUUGCUGGACGGGGGGAUUCACCAUGUAAACUGGAGAUUCUGAGGUUGGCAUUCUGUGAAGUCACAGAGGAGGGCUGUGCUUCUCUGGUCUCAGCUCUGAAGUCAAACCCUUCACACCUGAGAGAGCUGGAUCUGAGCUACAAUCACCCAGGAGACUCGGGAGUCAGACUGCUCUCUGCUGGACUGGAGGAUCCACACUGCAGACUGGAGAAACUCAAUGUGGAACAUGGAGGACAGUACACAAUAAAACAUGGGCUUAGAAAAUAUGGCUGUGUGCUCUCACUGGACCCGAACACAGCAAGCAGAAACCUCUCUCUGUCUGAGGAGAACAGAACGGUGACAUGGAGGACAGAGGAGCAGCCGUAUCCGGAUCACCCGGAGAGAUUUCAGGAUUUCGACCAGGUGCUGUGUACAGAGGGUCUGUCAGGGCGCUGUUACUGGGAGGUAGAGUGGAGUGGGAGAGGAGCUCAUAUCGGUGUGACAUAUAAAGGAAUCAAUCGGUCAGGAAGGGGUGAUGAUAGUGGGCUUGGACCUAGUGACAAAGCCUGGUGUCUGGUCUGUUGUGAUGACCGUUACAUGGCCUGGAUCAAUAGUAAGCUCACUACCAUACCUUCCCCCUCCUCCCCCCCGUCCAACAGAGUAGGACUGUAUCUGGACUGGCCAGCCGGCACGAUGUCUUUCUACAAGGUCUGUUCUGAUACACUGACUCACCUGCACACGUUCUACACCACAUUUACCGAGCCCCUCUACCCAGGGCUGUUUGUUUGGUGUCACUCCUCAGUGUCCCUGUGUCAGGUGGUGGCCCCUGUGUCAAAAACACAACGUGAUGUUUCCCUCUAAUCGCGGUCCUGUUCGGUAGUAAGGAGACGCCGUGUAAUCACAGCACCCGGGCCUUAUUGCUUAAUUAGAAAACGGCUCCCUGGGAAAUCUGCGAUUUGACUGGUUUAAAUGGCGUGUUAAGUCAUUGAUAAUUCCCCUAUUCCCACACAUCAUUUAGAUGUAGUAUCAGUUGUAAAAUAGAUAGUUAGUAUUGAUUCUAGGUGGUCAUAUUGGCCAUUCAAUCCUGUCUUGGCCAUAUUACCACAAACCCCCUAAAGGUGCCUUAUUGCUAUUAUAAACGGGUUACUAAUGUAAUUGGAGCUGUAAAAAUACAUGUUUUUGUCAUACCCGGUCUGAUAUAUCACGGUUGUCAGCCAAUCAGCAUUCAGGGCUCCAACCACCCAGUUUAUAAUGUCUGAUAUAUCACGGCUGUCAGCCAAUCAGCGUUCAGGGCUCCAACCACCCGGUUUAUAAUGUCUGAUAUAUCACGGCUGUCAGCCAAUCAGCGUUCAGGGCUCCAACCACCCGGUUUAUAAUGUCUGAUAUAUCACGGCUGUCAGCCAAUAAGCAUUCAGGGCUCCAACCACCCGGUUUAUAAUGUCUGAUAUAUCACGGCUGUCAGCCAAUAAGCAUUCAGGGCUCCAACCACCCGGUUUAUAAUGUCUGAUAUAUCACGGCUGUCAGCCAAUCAGCAUUCAGGGCUCCAACCACCCAGUUUAUAAUGUCUGAUAUAUCACGGCUGUCAGCCAAUCAAAAUGACAUGUCACAGAUUUGACCUGUGUGAAAUGAAGACGAUGGAAUAAAGAGUUUGAAUUGUUUUAAAUGGUAUUUGAAUAAAUGCAAUAAAACUGAAGUUUGGCCA
Molecule: messenger RNA, 4901 nt
Organism: Oncorhynchus mykiss (rainbow trout)
Lineage: Eukaryota; Metazoa; Chordata; Actinopteri; Salmoniformes; Salmonidae
Source: RefSeq, a predicted model, not a curated record